UCUCGUCUCAUUGUGCGGUGGCAGCAGCCAACGUACACACACUGGGGCUCCAGGCAGCGGCGUCCCUCUCGCUCCAGCCGCGCUGCCGCCUCUGAGAGGGGUGUCGCCGCAUCCCGCGGGUGUAGCAGGGGAAGGGCCAUGAACCUGGGAGAUGGAUUAAAGCUUGAAACUGAAAUUUUGGAUGGAAAACCUCGGCUAAUUUUGGCUUCAUAUGGUAAAUCAAAAUCCACAGUCAAGAUGGGUAAUAAAGCUAAAGUCCUCAAACAUCCAUUGAGAACAAAACAGUCUGGACAUGUUCUGAAAUCAACACAAAAUUCCUGUGUCAAGCAUGAACAUAUUUUAGCAAAACCCAGAAGUGGAUCAAGAUGGGCAGCAAUAAAAGGUGAAAAAAACUGUGUGACUUUGUCAUCAUCUAAAGAUUCAUCAAAGGAAUCCUUAAAUAAAAACCAUGCUUUGAUUAUCCAAAAAGACAACACAACUGGAAUGUCGGAUUUAAAGAACCCUAAUAAAAUUGCUGUUAAAAAGCCCAGACAGAAGUCUCAAAAACCUCAUAUCUCAGGUGAAGAUCUAAGGAACAAUUUGGUGUGUUUAACUCAAGAGCAACUUGAACAGAUUCUGAUGACUGUAAAACAAGGAACCAAAAUUGAGUCCCAGGCCCAGGCCCAGGAGGAAAAGCAAGAAGAAACAAGCCAAAACAAAAACUCCGAUAGUAGCACUGCUGCUAAUCAGGCCCCACAAGAGGAGAACAUUAUAGGAUUACUCCAAAAAGCUGAUGAAAAUUCAUCUGUUCCAAAUGAAAAUAAUUAUGCCUCAAGCAGAAAACAAGCAGCAUCUGAGCAGACUGAACAGAAAGUUAUUAAGAAUUCAUGGAAACCAGCUGACAUGUUUAGUACCCUAGGUGAAAGAGAAGAGGAUAAAAUUUUGUUAGAUGCAAAGAAGUCCCAGUGGAAGAAGGAGCUGGAUGAACAGAUAGCUUUAAAGAAGAAAUUAAAAGAAAGUUUGGAGCGACAGAUGAAGUACUACCAUUGGGAGAAAACGGAUGGUGAUGGUGAUAAAACCCAUUUGGAAAAACUGAAGCCAGUUAAUCAAGCUAACAUGACAUUUCCAGCUGAUUUGAGCAUUGCUACUGAGGAAAACCACAUUUUUAGAACCACUUUGGUCACAGAGGCUAGUGAAGUUGCACCCAGUGUUUCGAGUGGACCAACUGCUCAGUCGUCUAGUUUCAGUUCUCCUGACUUGCCAGCUGCCAUUCGUACAGCAUUUGUGUUAGGGGAAGCUACACCAGUGGAGCACCCCUUUAGUGCCAUGAAACGAGAACAACAGAAGAUGUGGCUUCUAGAUCUGGACAAACAAAAGGAAGAGGCUAAACUACGAAAAAUAGAGGAAAAACGUAAUUUAUCAAAGGCUGAGGAGCAUGAGAGAUGGGCAGUGCAUUUUGAUUCUUUAAAGAACUACCCUCGUGCUAAUCCACAACACCCCAUAAAUGGAACAUACACCACUCAGCCUGAAAUUCUUUGCCUGUCCCCCGAAUGUCAGGCCCUGACUGCUGCUGUUCAUCCUUUUACACCUGCAGCUUUAGGCCAUCUCAUACAUUCAAAGGUGGAGAAUGUAGAAAAAACUGUUGAGAACACUACUUUGGAACAAAGUCAAAAAGCCAGUUUUCUCCGGUCAAUGACAGCUCUCUUGGAUCCUGCACAAAUUGAGGAAAGAGACAGGAGGCGGCAGAAACAGUUAGAACAUCAGAAAGCUAUAAUGGCUCAAGUAGAGGAAAAGCGAAGAAAGAAGCAGCUGGAGGAAGAGCAAAGAAAAUGGGAAGAACAAGAAGAAGAACACCGCUUAGCACGAGAACGAGAACUGAUGCAAAAACAGUUUGAAGAAGAUAUGCUCAAACAAAAACAAAAGGAAGAAAUCAUGACUCUUAAAACAAAUGAGCUCUAUCAGACAAUGCAGAGAGCACAAGAACAGGCUCAGAGAUUAAAACAGGAACAACGUAUUCGAGAGUUGGCUCAAAAAGGACAUGACAUUUCAAAACUGCAGAAGAAUCUUGAGGGUAGUGGUGGUGGUGGCGGCGAUGAUAAAAUAUGUGAGAGUUAUCAUACUGGCCUUUCAAAUGUAAGUCAUGAUCAUUGUUCUGAUGAAGUGAGCAGUAAGAUGCAUCAAGAUGUAAAAACCUCUCCUCGGAAAGAUACUGCUGUGCAGACAGAUGACUUCGACACCAGAGCAUACAUCCGAAGUGAAACAUAUACUGAGCCAGUUGUAGAAAGCAGAACUGUGGACUGUACAUCUCCAGAUAUUUCCAUAGAAUAUAAAGAGAAAUUUAACAUCAAAAAAUGCAAGAAAGAAAUGCAGUAUCCAGAUAAAAAUAAAAUUUUCGAAAAAGAGAAUAACGACAAUUACACUGAUUUGUAUAACCAAUUUGCAAGAAAAGAGAAACAAACAAAACCUAUGGAAAAAUAUGGAAAGAGACCCGACUGGAACAUAAACAAACCUGGGAAAAGGUAUAUUCCAGCAUCAGAAAGAUACCCUAGACGACUACAAAAGCAAAGGGAGGAAAAGAAAGUAAGACGACAGAUAGAGCUGCUUCAGUUGGUAGAAAGAAAUACUCGUGGCAAACUCUGCCAAAAGAAAGAAGUCUCUCCAGAAAGGUCUCCUUCACCUCACCAGGAAACUAAUACAAAGAGUAAGGGACAUGCAGUCACAAAGGAAGAACAAUCUCAGAAGAGUCAUUUGAAUGAAGAAAGAUCUGAAUCACCACCUGUUCCAGCAGUUAAAAACAGAUUAUACCAAGUACAACAAAGGCAGAUAAAUACUUCUAAUUUCCCAGUUCAGAAUGGCAAUAUUGGAAGAGAGAGAAAUACCAACACAAAUAUGCAACAGAGGAAAUCGUCUUCUCCAGUUAUUGAACCUGAACGGCCACCUUCUUCUCAUUUUAUUCCCUAUGUGCGAACAAAUGAAAUUUAUUACCUUGAUCCAGAUGCACCAAUGACUAGACCUUCAACACAUGAUCCACAGUAUCGACAGUUUAAUGAUUCUUGCCAUACACCACGGCAGAUUUUUAGUUCUGAUCAUGUGAGAGAUCCACUUCUUAAUCCUAAUGUGGUGAAAAACAGAGACCGACAACAGGCAAUCCUCAAAGGACUAUCAGAAUUACGCCAGGGUCUCCUCCAGAAGCAGAAGGAGUUGGAGACUGGUCUAAUUCCAACCAUGAAUCAAGAAGAAAACUUUAUUUCACCAUUUUAAAAAAGACCUGAAGAUGAGCUCUAUGAAGCUAGAAAGCUUGUCGUCUCUUCUAUCAACUGAAGCUGGUCUAGUAGAACAUAUUACCUCACCCACAUGUCUCUUAUAUCCUGGGAUGCACACAGCUACACCACCAUUGCCAACAGAUUCUAGAUGGUCAGAACUACUUACAUAAGUGUUAUUUACAACUAGGACCAAAAUUCCUUUUUCUGCUCAGGGAGCUCCAAUAACCUACAAGCUGGGUGAUACCUGAUGAGAAUUUAUCUGGGAAACUUAACUAGAAGAUCCUUGGACUGGAACUCUCAGGAUCCUACAAUCACAAGCUGUACUGAAAGGAAACUCCAACUUUCGUACAAUAAUGGUGUAAGGAAGUAUGUAUUGGCUGCUUACAGGCUGCUCAGAUUCUCCGUAGGCCCAGGUGCUCAUAUUUUGGGAGGGAAUUCUAGGGUGAGAUUUUCGAGAGCUUAGUACUGACCUAACUGCCCCACUGAAAAUCAAUGGCAGUUUUUCCCACGCUGACUUCAAGGGGGGCAGAGUCACGUCAACGCUGAACCAUUUUGAAAAAUGGCAUGCUUAAUCCCAAUACGACACGGAAGUCCAUCCACUAUAUAUGCUUCCUUAAUAUAUAUUUGAAUCCCUCUAGCACAGUGAUUCUUAAACGUUUGUACUGGUGACCUCUUGCACAUGGCAAGCCUUUUAAAUAUACGUAUUUCACAUUAUUAUACAUGCAGGAGGCAAAACAGGAUUUGGGGUGGAGGCUGACAGCUCGCAACCCCCCAUAUAAUAACCUCAUGACUCCCUGAGGGGUCCCAACCCCCAGUUUGAGAACCCAUGCUUUAGCAAUAACUGAAUAGGCAGUGGACUGCCAUUUCCAGGGCUCAGAAUUUAAGACAGAUGAGGAGUCUGAGGGAAGGUCUACCCUUGAAGUGGUGCAGCACUGCUGCUGCAUUUUAGAGAAGAUGCCACUAUGCCAACAGGAGAGCUUCUCCCAUCAGCAUAGUUAAUUCACCUCCAUGAGAGGUGGCAAGUACGUUGACAGGAGAAGUCCUCCCACUGACACAAUGCUGUCUGUACCAGAGUCUGGUCGGUAUAAUUGUGUUGCUAACACCCCUGAUGUAGUUACCCCGAUGUAAAUUUAUAGCAUAUAUCUGGCCUCAGAUCCUGAAUUUCUCACGUAUGGAGAUGCAAAUAAGACUUCAGGGACAUCUUAUUUUCAGUUUGAAUGUGUCCAACUUUAACUUCCAGCCAUUGGCUAGUGUUAUACCUGUCUCUGCUAGACUGAAGAGUCCAUUAUCAAAUAUUUAUUCCCAUGUAGGUACUGUAAACUAUAAUUAAGUCAACCUUUCAUGUUCUGUUUGUUAAAAUAGAUUGAGCUCCUUGAGUCUGUCAUUAUAAGGCAUGGUUUCUAAUCCUUUAAUCAUUCUCAUGGCUCUUCUCUGAACCCUCUUCCAUUUAUGAACCUUCUUAUUGAACUGUGGACACUAGAAUUCGACACAUCUGACUGGGGAGCACAUUAGCCUGCCCACAGAAAACUGACUGCAGGAGUAAACAGGGAGAAGAAAGAUCCAAAAUCCUAAGGCACAAAGGAAGGCAGCAUUUAAGGACUGCACAAUACCCUUCCCAGCUGGAUCUAGGAACUUGGGCUCCCAGCCUCUCCUUACUGUUCUUCCAAAUGUAGCAGGCCUCAUCCCAGCAGGAUCCAAUGCCCUCCCAAGGGGAUGGUAAUAGAGGGUUGACUGCAGUGGAUCUCUCCAUUCUCUGGAGAGAAAAUAAGUGACUAAGCAAGAGGGGCACACAGGGCCCAUUAUAUAAUCAUUACUAUGCCUGCUCCCAUAAAAUACAACCCCUGAUAGUCCACAGAGAAGCCACACCACCAUGAAUCAUCUAAGAGGCUGAAUAAAAAUGUCCGAUUCCUGCAAGAGGUAGAAAGAUGGACUGUUAGUGAUGGCAGGUUCCUAUGUGGGUUGAAAAAGAUACCAAAAGACAUCAGUCUAUAAUGCAACAGGCAGCUACCUGCUUAAGCAAAGGAACAGCAACCAUUAUACUACAUAUUAUUGGAACUCCCCCACAAGAAAGUUGAAAAACUAGGACAGAACAGAUUGAGAUUAGAGGUAUGUCUCAUCUUCAAGGUUCUCUUUAGUUAUUUUUUGAAAGGAAAGGAAUAGGCCUAAUAGCUGACAGCACGUAUCCAAAACAAACAAGUCGGUACAGAAAACUUGACUUUUCAGUAUGGUUCCUGAGAAAAUAUUAAAGCUCCAAGAUGUGGAGAAACAAAUGCCUAAGAACA
Messenger RNA from Chelonoidis abingdonii (Abingdon island giant tortoise), 5524 nucleotides. It is a transcript of the gene CCDC66, whose product is annotated as coiled-coil domain containing 66. Gene Ontology annotation, biological process: cilium assembly. The record is from RefSeq and is a predicted model, not a curated record. Lineage: Eukaryota; Metazoa; Chordata; Testudines; Testudinidae. Gene Ontology annotation, molecular function: microtubule binding. Gene Ontology annotation, cellular component: cilium; microtubule.